Messenger RNA from Oppiella nova, 1797 nucleotides. NCBI's taxonomy places the organism in Eukaryota, Metazoa, Arthropoda, Arachnida, Sarcoptiformes, Oppiidae. The record is from the annotation of a GenBank genome assembly.
AUGUCUCUGAUGAAUGAGAUUGAAGUGACUUCGGGUUCCGUUGAAGUGAACGGAAGUAUAGCGUAUGCCUCACAGGAGUCGUGGUCUUUCAACUCAAGUAUUUUACAGAAUAUUAUGUUUGGAAAGCCUUACGACUCGAAGAAAUGGCGAGAAGUCAUAAGUGUUUGUGCGAUGAAUAGAGACUUAAAACUGUUUCCUUUCGGAGAAAAGACUUUAGUCGGAGAGAGAGGCGUGUCGUUGAGUGGCGGACAGAAAGCUCGCAUCACUUUAGCGCGAGCUCUCUAUAACGACGCCGACGUUUAUUUAUUGGACGACCCGUUAAGUGCUGUCGACUCUGAAGUCGCAAAACAUAUCUUUGAGAAAUGUAUAACAGAUUAUCUGAAAUCAAAAACUGUAGUUUUAGUCACACAUCAAAUCCAAUUCAUCAAAAAGGCCACAAAAAUUCUUGUGCUCAAAGACGGCCGACCCCUCGCUUUUGGAUCAUAUGCUGAACUGAUUGAUUCGGGCAUUGAUUUCAUGUCUUUAAUCAGUGAAGAGAAGAAAGAAAAUGAGAAGAAGAAAGAAGAGGCCAAAAGUGAAGAGUUAUUAAUAGCCGAACAAAUAAUCGCUAGAAAGCGGACUAUUAGCACACUUUCCACUAAAUCUGAAGUUGACAUUCAAGUCAGUGAUCCAAAACUGGAAGAUGAGAGUAAGGCUACCGGUGCUAUAGACGCCCGGGUAUACUGGGAUUUUGUUAGAGCCGGCGCCGGACCUUUCCUAAUGAUUAUGAUGCUAUUGUCCACAUUUAUAUCGCAAGGACUCUUUCAUUACAGUGACAUAUGGCUGACUGACUGGACUAAUGCAGAGGACGCCAGGAAUAUAUCGCUAGAAUACGAUCAGACGAAUAACAUAAUCAUAUACUCAGUAUUAGUGGCCACGACUUUCAUAACCCUAAUCAUCCGAUCGGGAACUUUCUUCAUGAUGUGUAUCAUAGCGUCAGUCAAUCUCCAUAACAGCAUAUUUUUCAGACUAAUGAGGGCUCCGAUCGCUUUCUUUGACAACAAUCCCGUCGCUCGAAGUCCAAUGUAUAACCACAUGACCACUACACUUAAUGGUUUGGCAACAAUCAGGGCAUUUCGGGCUCAGGAUAUGUUUCGGGCCCAGUAUUACAGGUACCAGAAUGACCACACGGCCACAUAUGUCAUGUGCUACUGUGCCUCCAGAGCUCUCGGAGUAAUGAUGGACUGGAUUUGUGUACUUUAUAUCUUUCUUGUGGCCCUCUUUAUUAUGUUAUUUCCAGAAGGUCUUCCCGGAGGAAGUGCUGGUCUGGCAUUAUCUAUGGCAUUAGGAAUGACGGGAAUGACUCAGUGGGGGGUCAGACAGUCAGCUGAAGUGGAGAAUCAGAUGACAUCUGUUGAACGGAUCCUCGAAUACAGUCGACUCCCAUCUGAGGCCGAACUCGAAAGCGUCACAAAACCAGCUCUCGAUUGGCCACAAGAAGGGAGGAUUCAAUUGAAAGACGUUUACCUGACUUAUGAAAACAGUCCGAAACCGACUCUAAUUAAUCUCAAUUGCAUUAUAAGAGGCGGAGAGAAGGUAGGAGUCGUCGGCCGGACCGGAGCCGGAAAGAGCUCUAUAUUGGCGGCGCUCUUCCGGAUGCAUGAAAUCGAAGGCAAUAUUAUCAUCGAUGGCAUCGACUGCAAGAGUAUAGGUCUUCACGAUUUGCGCAAAAAGAUGUCAAUCAUUCCUCAGGAUCCGAUCGCUUUCAUCGGAUCUCUUCGCAAGAAUUUGGAUCCGUUUGACGAGCACUCGGAGGAC